This is a messenger RNA of Eublepharis macularius, 1159 nucleotides long. It is a transcript of the gene GATD1, whose product is annotated as glutamine amidotransferase class 1 domain containing 1. The coding region runs from base 180 to 896 and encodes 238 amino acids. The record is from RefSeq and is a predicted model, not a curated record. The transcript has 8 exons. NCBI's taxonomy places the organism in Eukaryota, Metazoa, Chordata, Lepidosauria, Squamata, Eublepharidae.
GAAGGGGAGAAUAAACAGCCCCCUCAGAGAAAGCGCCUCCUGCUCUUCCCUCAGCCGCCAACGCCGAGGGCUCUGCCGACGCUUGCGCACUGAAAGCCCGCCCCGGCUGGCUGGUCGGCAGGCACAGCGCGCGGCGUACGGGGCCUUGACCGGAGGCGCCGCUGCCUGGCGAGGAGCGCAUGAGAAGGCAACCGGCCGCUUCCUCUUUCGCCGGGGGUCUCUCUGCCGCCAGCGCCAUCAUGUCGGAGCGGCUCAGCAAGCCCACGUGCCUUAUUGUGGCCAGCGCGGCCGCUGCAGGUGUGUCUGCUGACUCCUUUCUUCAUUCUUUUACACUGGCAAGUGCUGCUUUUAAUCUGCAGGUUGCUACCCCUGGGGGAAAACCUAUUGAUUUUGUUGAUGUUAAUGAGGCAAACAUGCGUUGGAUCCAGGACUUUCGUAUGAAAUCCUAUGCAAAUCCUGCCAAGCUGGAAUCAACUGAUGGUGCCCGAUACCAUGCGCUGUUGAUUCCUGAUUGUCCUGGUGCUAUGACAGACCUGGCUAACAGUGGUUAUUUAGCUAGGAUAUUGCAGCAUUUCACCUCUGAAAACAAACCCAUUUGUGCCAUUGGACAUGGAGUUGCUGCCUUAUGCUGUGCUACAAAUGAGGACAAAUCUUGGGUAUUUGAAGGAUACAGUUUAACGGGGCCCUCUGUGUAUGAACUGAUCAGGCUGCCUAGUUUUGCUGCCUUGCCCAUUAUUGUGGAGGACUUUGCAAAAGAUUCUGGAGCCAACUUCAGUGCCAGCAAAGCAGAUGCAGUACAUGUUAUCUUAGAUCAGCACCUUGUCACUGGACAGAAUGAAAACUCUACAGUUGCAGCUCUCCAGAAUCUUAUUUUUCUCUGCAGUACCAAAAAAUGAUGGGGCAAGGUCUCUUUGUAACUGAUGAAUAUAGAAGACUUUUUGUUCUGGAAGAUCCUUGUCUAAUGGAGAUAACUAGCAUCAGUUUGUGCACUUUCGUAUGUUGGCCUCUGUAAAUAAGACACAGACGCCAACAAGAUUUUCUAAAGAUGGACUAUGUAAAGCUUGAUAAGGUAUAUAUAUUAAACCUUCAGGCAUUGGAAGAAAUGUAUGCUGUUUAUUGUUCCUAAUACAUAUUAAAACAGUGUAUGUGUAUAAACCUA